AUGGCGCCGCCACGCGAGAAAGACGCGGAGAUGAAAGACGCCCCGCCCCCCCCGGACGACGACGCCGCCGCCGACGCCGCCGCCGCGUCCGACGACUCCGACUCCGACUCCGACUCCGACUCCGGGAGCGACGACGACGACGAGGUGGAGAUGCCGUCCGAGGAGGCGAUGGACUCAAUCAUGAAGCUCGAGCGCGUCAUCGCGUCCGGCGACGGCGCGAACGACUUCCACGCGCACUCCAAGCUCGUCGCCGCGCUGCGCGUCGCGGGUUUAAAGCAACGGCUCAGGGACGCGCGCGAGGCUAUGAGCGCGAAGUUCCCGCUGGACGAGACGCGAUGGCGCGAAUGGAUCUCGGACGAGGUGCGCGCGACGACGCGCACUCGACGAAAACGUCGCGAGAUCGUCGGCCCGCUCUUCGAGCGCGCGCUCGCGGACUUCGUCUCCGUGCCGAUAUGGCUCGGGUACGCGGAGUUCUCCUUGGAUCAGGACUGGGACGACGAGCGCCGCCGAGCGCUGUACGAGCGCGCGGUCGCCGUCGCGGGAUGCCACUUCGUCGACGCGCACAAGCUCUGGGCGGCGUAUCGCGCGUUCGAGCUGUCGCGCCUGCAGCUCCUGACGCGCGACGCCGCCGACGCGUCGACCGCGACCGCGACGAAGAAGAAGAAGGAGGAGGACGUCGCGAAGGCGGAGGGCGUCGUCCGCGCGGUCUUCGCGCGGCAGCUCGCGACGCCGCACGCGCAGAUGGAGGACACCAGAGCGAUGGCGACGGCGUGGGAGAAGGCGCGCGGCGGCGACGGCCUCGCGAAGGAGACCGAGGACGCGAUCGCGGCCGCGACCGCAGCCGCCGCGGUGCGCACGCCGAUCGAGGACGCCAUCGCGGCCGCGAUGGCGUCGACCGCGCCGGAGAGGGACAAGGCGCCGGCCGUCGCGAAGGCGUUCCGCGCGUUGACGGAACUCGAGGAGCGCGACGGCGACGCCGCGAGGACGCAGUGCGCGCACGAGCGCGCGGUCGCGGCGACGCCGACGGACCCGCGCGCGUGGCGACGGUACACCGCGUACCUGGACCACGAGCUGAGGGUUCGGACGAUCGCGGCGCCGGCGCAUGAGCGCGCGAUGCGGUGUUGCGUCGGCGACGGCGAGACGAUCGCGAGCGCGAUUCGCGCGUUCGCGGCGGAGGGAGACGCGAACGGCGCGAGGCAGCUCGCGACGACCGCGUGCGGCGACGAGCGACGCUCGCGGACGAGCGAGGACGUCCUCGCGGUGUUUCUCGCCGUCAGUCGCAUCGCGGGCGACGCGACGGCGCGUCGAGGUGUCGCGGAGGAGGCGCGAAAGCUCAUGGCGAAAAAGCCGGCGAACGCGGCGGCGACGCUCGCGCUCGCGACUGAGACCGCGGACGUAGAAGCGAGCGCCCGCGAUCGUCUCGCGGUGUGGGAGUCGUUCGUGAAAGGCGACAAGAAGUCGGGCGGCGGCGAGCUCUCCAACGUCGCGGAGGCGCACGCGCGACACGCGGAGGCGGCGUUCGCGGUAGACGGGCGCGCGGACGCCGGGCGCGCGAUUUUCAAAAACGUCUUCUCGAGACCGAACCUGGAAUCCGCGGCGCCCGCAAACGGCUCCGGGCGGGCGGUCGUCUGCCGCGCGUGGCUGGAAUUCGAGAGAAAACACGGCGACGCGCCGGACUCGUACGCGCGCGCGGACGCCAAGGCGGGGAAGAUCCUUCGCGCGAUCGAGGCGGAGGAGCGGGAGAAGAAACUCGUGACCCCCGAGGAGGCGACGCGCAUGCGUCGCGCGAACGACCCGAACUACAAAAAUGGGCCCAAGGCCACCGCCGCCGCCGCCGACGACGACGACGACGCCGGCGGCGGCGGCGGCGCGAAGCGCAAGGCGGUCGGGGGCGACGACGCGUCGCGCGAGGACGAUCGCGCGAGCAAGCGCGCGCGCGGCGACGGCGACGGCGACGGCGGGGAAGACGGCGGGGAAGACGCGCGAGAUGAACGCUCGCGAAAAGGCCCCGGGUUGGGCGCCGACCCCGCCGAGCGCGCGGCCAAGUAUAAAGAAUUCUUCCCCGACCGCGACCAGCGCACGGCGUUCGUGAAGAACCUUCCGUUCAAUUGCACGGAGGAGGAGCUGUCGGGGUUCUUCGACGGCAGAGGCGGCGGCGUCCGCGCGCGAAUCGUCCGCGAUAAGGCUACCGGCCGGUCGAGAGGGUUCGCGUACGUCGAGUUCGACGAGGAGGGCGCGUUGCAGCUGGCCAUCAUGCGCGACGGCGCGACGUUCCAGGACCGGCCGCUGAGCAUCGCACGGUCGAUGCCGCCGGGAGGUGGCGGCGGCGGGAGAGGACGCGGGGGCGGAGGGAGGGGCGGCGGCGGCGGCGGCGGCGGCGGAGGGAGGGGCGGAGGAGGAAGAGGCGGCGGGCGGGCGCCGCGGGGGCUCGGGUUCGUCCCUCGCGCCGCGCGUCCCGCCGCGGCGGCGGCGGCGACCAAAGAGGAGCCGGCGAAGAAGGACGCGACGGCGGGCGGCGGCGGCGGCGACGGCGCGCCGAAAUCGAACGCGGACUUCCGCGCGAUGAUGUUCAAGAAGGGCAGCGACCUCGGGGCGGAAUGA
Micromonas pusilla CCMP1545 is the source of this 2601-nucleotide messenger RNA. RefSeq lists its product as uncharacterized. The transcript has a single exon. The record is from RefSeq and is a predicted model, not a curated record. Gene Ontology annotation, molecular function: protein binding; RNA binding. Gene Ontology annotation, biological process: RNA processing. The coding region runs from base 1 to 2601 and encodes 866 amino acids. Lineage: Eukaryota; Viridiplantae; Chlorophyta; Mamiellophyceae; Mamiellales; Mamiellaceae.